Pygocentrus nattereri (red-bellied piranha) is the source of this 4307-nucleotide messenger RNA. RefSeq names its product ral guanine nucleotide dissociation stimulator-like 2 (gene rgl2). Gene Ontology annotation, biological process: Ras protein signal transduction; positive regulation of GTPase activity. Bases 201 to 2459 code for a protein of 752 amino acids. Gene Ontology annotation, cellular component: plasma membrane. Gene Ontology annotation, molecular function: guanyl-nucleotide exchange factor activity. The transcript is spliced from 20 exons. The record is from RefSeq and is a predicted model, not a curated record. Lineage: Eukaryota; Metazoa; Chordata; Actinopteri; Characiformes; Serrasalmidae.
GGCUGAGAGGAACGAGGCCGAGCAGGCGGAGGGAGUGUGCGGCUCGCACGGACUGGGUCUGAUCGGCCCUGCGAUCGCGCGAUAAGGCUGUUCAGGCCACCAGGAGGGGCGAGAUAUGGAGGUGGAGGGAGCCUGAUCAGAGAAGACUGUCUACAGGAGCGGAUGGACGCGGGGCUCGCCGCCUAGCAGCCACCACCACCAUGCUCCACCGACAUAUGAGGACAGCCGGCAUGGACCUGCCGGGAGUGGGGUCUAAAGAUGUGCCUCUCAUCGGCUAUCGCCCUCUACAGCCGGGGACCGACAGCUCUCAGCCUGCCGAUCAGCCGGGGAAAGAAGCCGGAGCUAAACAACAUGCCGCCUCACAGGUCGAAGCUUCGCCCAUGAAAACCACCUGGUACUGUCCACUCAACCUGAACACUGUGUGUGAGAAGGAGGAGGAUGGCAUCAUCUUCACAGUAGUAGUGAAGCAACAGCAUGGCAGCUCCAAUCCACAGCUCCUGCUGACCCUUCAGCCUCCUCUCUCGCAGACCGCAGGCCAGCGCUCACAAUGUGUGAAGGCUGGGACGGAGGAGAAGCUGGUCCUUCACCUCCUGCACUCCUUCUCCAUGGAGGACUCGUCAUUCAUCUCCAUCUUCCUCUCCACUUACCGCUCCUUCACCACCACACAGAGGGUGUUGGACAUCCUGAUGGACAGACUGGGAAACCCACCAGGAGAGAGUAGCAGUCCCACCCGGCAAGCCUUCCACAAGGCGGUGUGUACCGUGUUCAGCACGUGGUUGAGUGAGUAUCCGGAGGACUUUCGCUCUCUGGGGGAUCCGUCUCGCCUGCUGCGCCUCGCCCCCCUGCUGCCCCCGGACGUGGCAGGGGCUGACCUUAGAGGCAGGCUGCUCAGGAUCGCAGAGGAGCUGAGCGAGAAAGCACUGAUUCCUGACCAGACUACAGAUCCUGCAAGUUCUCUCCUCCAAACUCCUCCUGACCCUGCAAGGUUUGAUGCCACCAGCAUUCUGGGCUUCCCCUCCAGUGUGAUAGCCGAGCAGUUGACCAAGAUCGAGACGGAGCUCUUUCUGAAGCUAGUGCCCUACCACUGCCUGGGUUCCCUUUGGUCUCAGAGAGAUAAGAAAGGCCGGGAAGGGGUGUGCUGGUCGGUCAGAGCCACGGUCCGUCAGUUUAACCGACUGGCCAACGCUGUGACCGCCUCCUGCCUGUGGCAGACAGAGCUGAAGAGCCAGCAAAGGUCACGCCUUCUGGAGAAAUGGAUCAGCGUGGCCGAGGCAUGUCGAGCUAGGAAGAACUUUUCGUCCCUGUAUGCCAUUGUGUCGGCCCUGCAGAGUAACCCCAUCCACAGGCUGAGGAAAACCUGGCAGGAGACGGACAGGGAGGCAGUGAAACGCUAUGAGGAGCUGGCCUACAUUUUCUCCGAGAAAGACAACUACUCCCAGAGCCGCGAGCUGCUCAAAGAAGAGGGAACUUCCAAAUCCGCUAAUGUAGACACUAAAACCAACAACAGAAGACACACGUCCAGUGCUCAGGGAACCGUGCCGUACCUGGGCAUCUUCUUGACCGAUCUCACAAUGCUGGACGCUGCAGUAAAAGACAGACUAGAGAAUGGCUUUAUCAACUUUGACAAGCGGAGACGAGAGUUUGAGGUUCUUGCCAAAAUCCGGCUCCUCCAGUCGUCCUGCAGAAACAGCACUUUCCGAGCAGACGAGUCGUUUUUGCACUGGUACCACAGUGUGCCUACGCUGACUGAAGAGGAGAGCUACAGACUGUCCAAUCAGAUUGAGGCUCACGGUGAACCAAGUCCUGGGCGUGCUCUGCACCCUACAGUGGUCAUCACAGAGUGUCCUGAUGCUCUCGCCGUGACAAGCUCGGGCGUCGAUCCUGAUGGAAUAUUUGACUUCCCUUCGCCUGUCAAUCACUUGCUUUCAAAGCUUGCCAAGCAUAUGAAAUCCCCCUCCGUUUCCUGUCUGGAUGUUGAUUCGUCCCCACCGCCCACUGACCCCACCCCCUCCACACUGAUCACACCCACUGUCGUCAAAUCACAUCGCCGCUCCGUCUCCUGUGGAAACGCUCCCUCCAACACCUCCCCAGGGGCGGGGCCAGACAUGAGAAUCGUCAAGAUACGGAUGGAUUUGCAAGACGGGAAUUUGUAUCGAAGCAUUCUGGUUACUAGUAAUGACAAGACUCCCACUGUAAUCAGCUCUGCAUUAGAGAAGCACAACCAAGACCCCCGAGAGGCGUCCAAAUACGAGCUCAUCCAACUGCUUCCAGACGGAAAAGAGUUGACAAUACCCGCCACAGGAAAUGUCUUCUACGCCAUGACCUCAGCCAGCACGGACUUCCUGCUCAGAAGACGAGGGGGAAACACACCGCUGGGCUCGCCGUCUCUCAACGAAACCAGCGCAACUUUUCCACGGAUCAAGGCCAAGGGCCGGAGACUUGUCCGAACACUCUUUUAACACCAGUCAAAACAUUACUUACGCUAGCCCCUGUACUUCAGUACAUACUAAUGUGAGGGUAAAGCUAAGCGGCAGUGCAUUUCUCCUCGAGUCGUAUAGCUACUUCAGCCAUAUAUGUGAGAGCAACCAGCUACAUAUUGAAGGAGCUGUUCAUACAGAAAUUUAGACAGUUUUUCCCUUACCUGAAAUGUAUUCGAUCAAUGUGUGGCGUCCUAAGUUUGCAUCCUGGGUUUCGCACCGCAGCUACAAGGCUAAUGUAGCUAAUGGAAGCUUAUGUGCCAGCAGUUAGCUUGGUGCAUGGAUAUCAUCACAAAUUUGCCUAAAACAGUAUCUAGGAAUCUCAAAUAGACUUGUUUACAUGGUUUCUGAUACUGUAUCGCGCUGUUCUCUGUGAAAAAGGGCAAAGGUAUGUCUCAUAGCUAAAACCAAGUACUUCAGCUAUCUUGAGACCUGUUCAUAGCUACAUUAGCAUCUGUAGCUGCAAAAGAAGCAAACUUCAGACACCAAAUGUGGGAAAAGUUGUGUAAAUUCGAUUUUUCACAGAACUAUUCUGUUAAUAUGAAGCUUAGGUUGGAUUUUCUCUCAGAUGUUGGCUAAGCCUAGUUAAACAUUGCACUAAUUUUUCAGCAUUUCAUUUAUGGCAUUUGGCUGACGCUCUUGUCCAGAGCAACUUACAAUUUGAUCAUUUUACAUAGGUAGGCCAAGGUGGUGUUAGGAGUCUUGCCCAAGGACUCUUAUUGGUAUAGUGUAGGGUGUUUGCCCAGGUGGGGAUUGAACCCCAGUCUACAAGGCAGAGGUGUUAACCACUACACCACUACACUAUCCCAACCACUUCAAAGGUUCAACCUGUUUCAACUAAGUGAUGAGGACAGUGACGUCGCCAACUUCAUGGCUUUUUCAGGUUCCCCUGUCUACCUCUAGAGAAUUACAGUUAACGUCGGUUCAGGCAAACCCAUAAAAAGGCCGCAUUAUCAGUGAACCGUUGAGCUGUUGAGCUAACAAAUCACAACACAACAAGAUGACAUGUAGCACUUAAGGGUACUUACCAGACAUGUCUUACAGUAAACUGUUAACUAUGGGAAUCUGCGUCAGCAUGAAGACUGACUUACUUUGAAGGAAAAGUUCUGUCAAAAAAAAAGCUAAUGUCGCUAACAGCCAAUGAAAACGAGCAGCCAUCUGUUAGAAUAAUGUGAAAGAUAGCAUGCUAAUUAGCAACCACCAGCUUUUUCAUUCACUAUUAGGUCUACGUUAGCACAGAUGGUUGAGCUGUUUCUUCAAAGUAACACGAAGAAUCAACCCGUAUAAUAUGAAAACACUGCCGAUCUUUCUCACCAAGUAUGCAAAUAGACGAUGUCACACGUGGUUCUGACUGAAGUUUCACACAGCUGUGGAUGUGGUUAGGCUGCCAUUUUUGUCACUUACAAACCUUCUUUUUUCACUCGCAAUAUCCCACGAACACUGUCCAGUGUCAGUUCACUUCUUAUAGGUGGUUAAAGUGACAGUUCAGGAAAUAUUGACACAAAUUUCUCCCUUAACACACGUCAUGCAUCAGCCAAGACAUAUUUGGUGUCGUUUAGCUCUGCACUGGAGCUACGAGGCUAAGCAAUGUGGAAUAGAUUUGAUUAAAACAGGCGUCUUCAUUUGCUUCAGGCAACAUACCUUCGUCCUAGGAGUGGGUGAUAUGCCAGUGUUACAUCACAAUACUUAAAUACCCACGACUGCUUUGGGGGCAGUUGUGGGCUGGAGGUUAGAGAACUGGCCCUGUGACCAGAAGGUUGCUUUUUCGAUCCCCAGCACUGACAGUACAUGACUGAGGUGUCCUUGGGCAAGACACCUAACACCCAACUG